AUGAGCGUGAGGCGGUGCAGAAGAAGACCUUCACCAAGUGGGUGAACUCACACUUGUCCAGAGUCUCCUGUCGCAUCACCGACCUCUACAUGGACCUGAGGGACGGACGCAUGCUCAUCAAGCUGCUGGAGGUCCUAUAUCCAAACGUCAACAUCCACAACUUCACCACCAGCUGGAGGGACGGGAUGGCCUUCAACGCCCUCAUCCACAAACACAGACCCGACCUGAUCGACUUCGACAAGCUGAAGAAAUCAAACGCUCACCACAACCUGCAGAACGCUUUCAACCUGGCCGAGCAACAUCUGGGCCUCACCAAGCUGCUGGACCCCGAGGACAUCAGCGUGGACCACCCUGAUGAAAAGUCCAUCAUCACGUACGUGGUGACGUAUUACCACUACUUCUCUAAGAUGAAGGCGCUGAAGGUGGAGGGGAAGAGAAUCGGAAAGGUCCUGGACAACGCCAUCGAGACGGAGAAGAUGAUCGAGAAGUACGAGUCUCUGGCGUCGGACCUUCUGGAGUGGAUCGAACAGACCAUCAUCAUCCUCAACAACAGGAAGUUCGCCAACUCUCUGGUGGGCGUCCAGCAGCAGCUUCAGGCCUUCAACACGUAUCGCACCGUGGAGAAACCGCCAAAGUUCACAGAGAAAGGAAACCUGGAGGUUCUGCUGUUCACCAUCCAGAGUAAGAUGAGAGCCAACAACCAGAAGGUUUACACUCCACGAGAGGGAAAACUCAUCUCUGACAUCAACAAGGCGUGGGAGCGUCUGGAGAAGGCGGAGCACGAGCGCGAGCUGGCUCUGAGGACGGAGCUGAUUCGUCAGGAGAAACUGGAGCAGCUCGCCCGACGCUUCGACCGCAAGGCCGCCAUGAGGGAGACGUGGCUGAGCGAGAACCAGCGGCUCGUCUCUCAGGACAACUUUGGACUCGACCUCCAGGCCGUGGAAGCUGCCACUAAGAAACACGAGGCCAUAGAGACGGACAUUGCAGCGUACGAGGAGCGAGUUCAGGCGGUGGUUUCCGUGGCGAAGGAGCUGGAGGCGGAGAAUUACCACGACAUCAAACGCAUCACGGCGAGGAAGGACAACGUGAUCCGGCUGUGGGAAUAUCUGCUGGAGCUGCUGAAGGACCGACGCCACCGGCUGGAGCUGAACCUGGGUCUGCAGAGAGUGUUCCAGGAGAUGCUCUACAUCAUGGACUGGAUGGACGAGAUGAAGAUGCUGCUGCUCUCUCAGGAUUAUGGGAAACAUUUGCUGGGUGUCGAGGACCUGCUGCAGAAACACGCUCUGGUGGAGGCCGACAUCGGCAUCCAGGCCACUCGAGUCAAAAACGUCAACAGCAACGCUCAGAAGUUCGCCAGCGACUCCGAGGGUUAUAACCCGUGUGACCCACAGAUCAUCAGGGAUCGAGUGGCUCACCUGGAGUUCUGUUACCAGGAGCUGAGUCAGCUGGCGGCUGAACGGCGAGCUCGCCUCGAGGAGUCCCGUCGCCUCUGGAAGUUCUUCUGGGAAAUGGCUGAAGAGGAGGGCUGGAUCCGGGAGAAGGAGCAGAUCCUGUCCUCCGAGGAUUAUGGGAAGGAUCUGACGGGCGCGCUGAGACUGCUGAGUCAGCACAAAGCCUUCGAAGACGAGAUGAGUGGGCGAGCUGCUCAUUUACAGCAAACCAUCAAACAGGGAGACGAGCUGGUGGCCAACAACCACUUUGGAUCCGAUAAGAUUAAAGAGCGAAUCCAGGACGUCCAGGAGCAGUGGGCAGCUCUGGAGCGUCUCUCUGCCGUCCGUAAAGCUCGUCUGCAGGAGGCCUGUAACCAGCAUCAGUUCCAGGCCGAUGCUGACGACAUCGACACGUGGAUGCUGGACGUGCUGCGGAUCGUCUCCAGCGUCGACGUCGGCCACGACGAGUUCUCCACCCAGGCUCUGGUAAAGAAACACAAAGACGUUGCCGAGGAGAUCGGCAGCUACCGGCCCGUCAUCGACGCUCUGCACGAACAGUCCCGCACGCUGCCGCCCGAGAAGGCCGACUCUGAGGAGGUCCAGAGCCGGCUCGCAGGAAUCGAGGAGCGAUACAAGGAGGUGGUGGAGCUGACGCGCCUCAGGAAGCAGGCGCUGCAGGACGCUCUGGCGCUCUACAAGAUGAUGAGUGAAGCCAGCGCCUGCGAGGUGUGGAUCGAUGAGAAGGAGCAGUGGCUCAACAGCAUGGAGAUCCCCGAGAAACUGGAGGACCUGGAGGUCGUCCAGCACCGGUUCGAGAGUUUGGAGCCGGAGAUGAACAACCAGGCGUCCCGGGUCGCCGUGGUGAACCAGAUUGCCCGGCAACUGAUCCACAGCGGACAUCCCAGCGAGAAGGAGAUCAAAGCCCAGCAGGACAAACUCAACACCAGAUGGAGUCAGUUCAGAGACCUGGUGGACCUGAAGAAGGACAGCCUGAACUCGGCUCUGGGAGUCCAGAACUACCACCUGGAGUGCAACGAGACCAAGUCCUGGAUCAAAGAGAAGACCAAGGUCAUCGAGUCCACUCAGGAGCUGGGCAACGACCUGGCCGGCGUCAUGGCUCUGCAGAGGAAGCUGACGGGAAUGGAGCGCGACCUGGCCGCCAUCGAAGACAAGCUGGGAGACCUGGGAAAGGAAGCGGAGCGUUUGGCCUCCGAACACACGGAGCAGUCGGACGGCAUCAAGGGACGUCUUGCUGAAAUCAGAGACGUCUGGGACGAGAUGAAGGACACCAUGAAGAACCGGGAGGAGUCUCUGGGCGAGGCCAGCAAGCUGCAGCAGUUCCUGCGCGAGCUGGACGACUUCCAGUCGUGGCUGUCGAAGACGCAGACGGCCAUCGCCUCCGAGGACAUGCCCAACACGCUGACCGAGGCCGAGAAGCUGCUGACCCAGCACGAGGGCAUCAAGAACGAGAUCCGCAACUACGAGGAAGACUACCAGAAGAUGAGGGACAUGGGCGAGAUGGUGACGCAGGGCCAGACGGACGCGCAGUACAUGUUCCUGCGGCAGCGGCUGCAGGCGCUCGACACCGGCUGGAACGAGCUGCACAAGAUGUGGGAGAACCGACAGAACCUGCUGUCUCAGUCGCACGCUUAUCAGCUGUUCCUCAGGGACACCAAGCAGGCCGAGGCCUUCCUCAACAACCAGGAGUACGUCCUGGCUCACACUGAGAUGCCCACCACUCUGGAGGGCGCCGAGGCCGCAAUCAAGAAGCAGGAGGACUUCAUGACCACCUUGGACGCCAACGAGGAGAAGAUCAGCGGUGUGGUCGACACCGGCCGCCGCCUUGUAGCUGACGGAAACAUCAACGCCGAGCGCAUCCAGGAGAAGGUGGAUUCCAUCGACCAGAGGCACAAGAAGAACCGAGCGGCUGCCAGUGACCUGCUGAUGAGGCUGAAGGACAACAGAGACCUGCAGAAGUUCCUGCAGGACUGUCAGGAGCUGUCCCUGUGGAUCAACGAGAAGAUGCUGACGGCCCAGGACAUGUCGUACGACGAGGCCAGGAACCUGCACAGCAAGUGGCUGAAGCACCAGGCCUUCAUGGCCGAGCUGCAGUCCAACAAGGAGUGGCUGGAUAAGAUCCAGAAGGACGGGCAGACGCUGAUGUCGGAGAAACCAGAGACGGAGGUGAUGGUCAAAGAGAAGCUGGCGUCCCUGAAGACGAUGUGGGACGACCUGGAGUCGACCACCCAGACCAAGGCCAAGUGUCUGUUCGACGCCAACAAGGCCGAGCUGUUCACCCAGAGCUGCGCCGACCUGGACAAGUGGCUGGGCUGCCUGGACGGACAGCUGCAGUCCGACGACUACGGCAAAGACCUGACGUCCGUCAACAUCCUGCUGAAGAAGCAGCAGAUCCUGGAGAGCCAGGUGGAUGUGCGUCAGAAGGAGGUGGAGGAGCUGCAGGGUCAGUCGCAGGCUCUCAGCCAGGAGGGGAAAGGCUCCGAGGAGGUGGACGGACAGAGGAUCAGCGUGGAGAAGAAGUUCAACUCGCUUCAGGCGCCGCUGAAGAAGAGACGAGACAACCUGAUGGCGUCCAGGGAGAUUCACCAGUUCAACAGGGACGUGGAGGACGAGAUCCUCUGGGUGGAGGAGAGGAUGGCUCUCGCCACGUCCACCGACCACGGACACAACCUGCAGACUGUGCAGCUGCUGAUCAAGAAGAACCAG
This is a messenger RNA of Paralichthys olivaceus (Japanese flounder), 4154 nucleotides long. The record is from RefSeq and is a predicted model, not a curated record. Lineage: Eukaryota; Metazoa; Chordata; Actinopteri; Pleuronectiformes; Paralichthyidae.